Messenger RNA from Trichechus manatus latirostris (Florida manatee), 5038 nucleotides. It is a transcript of the gene EFR3A, whose product is annotated as EFR3 homolog A. Gene Ontology annotation, cellular component: plasma membrane. The transcript is spliced from 23 exons. NCBI's taxonomy places the organism in Eukaryota, Metazoa, Chordata, Mammalia, Sirenia, Trichechidae. The coding region runs from base 214 to 2679 and encodes 821 amino acids. Gene Ontology annotation, biological process: protein localization to plasma membrane. The record is from RefSeq and is a predicted model, not a curated record.
CGCGUCGUCGUCCGGCGCAGAGCUGGGCUGGCCGUGGCGGGUGUAGCUCGUUUCGUGGCGUGAGCCGAGGUGUUGCUGUCCGUUCCUCCGCCUUUCGCUCUUUGCCUUGUCCGGGUCUCAGCGGCCCGGAGCCGGCCAGUCAUGGAGCCAUCGGCGCGUCUCGCGCGGCCCCGCUGAGCUUCCGUGCCGCGGCGAGCGCGGCUCGGGGUCACCAUGCCCACCCGAGUAUACUGCUGCUGUUCUGCUUUGCGUCCUCGUUACAAACGCCUAGUGGACAACAUAUUCCCUGAAGAUCCAAAAGAUGGCCUCGUUAAAGCUGAUAUGGAGAAAUUGACAUUCUAUGCAGUAUCUGCUCCUGAGAAACUGGAUCGAAUUGGUUCUUACCUGGCAGAAAGGUUGAGCAGGGAUGUUGUUAGGCAUCGUUCUGGGUAUGUUUUAAUUGCUAUGGAGGCAUUAGACCAACUUCUCAUGGCUUGUCAUUCUCAAAGCAUCAAACCAUUUGUAGAAAGCUUUCUUCGUAUGGUAGCAAAGCUGCUGGAAUCGGGGGAACCAAAGCUUCAAGUUCUUGGAACAAAUUCUUUUGUCAAAUUUGCAAAUAUUGAAGAGGACACACCCUCCUAUCACAGGCGUUAUGACUUUUUUGUGUCUCGAUUCAGUGCCAUGUGUCAUUCCUGUGACAGUGAUCCAGAAAUACGAACAGAAAUCCGAAUUGCUGGAAUAAGGGGUAUUCAAGGAGUGGUUCGCAAAACGGUUAAUGAUGAACUUCGGGCUACCAUUUGGGAACCCCAGCAUAUGGAUAAGAUUGUUCCAUCCCUGCUGUUUAACAUGCAGAAGAUAGAAGAAGUGGACAGUCGAAUAGGCCCUCCGGCUUCUCCUUCCACAGCUGACAAAGAAGAGAAUCCCGCUGUGCUGGCAGAAAACUGUUUCAGAGAACUGCUGGGUCGAGCAACUUUUGGGAAUAUGAAUAAUGCUGUUAGACCUGUCUUUGCGCAUUUAGAUCAUCACAAACUAUGGGAUCCCAAUGAAUUUGCAGUUCAGUGCUUUAAAAUUAUAAUGUAUUCCAUUCAGGCUCAGUAUUCGCACCAUGUGAUCCAGGAGAUUCUAGGACACCUUGAUGCUCGUAAAAAAGAUUCUCCACGUGUUCGAGCAGGUAUUAUCCAGGUUCUGUUAGAGGCUGUCGCCAUUGCCGCUAAAGGUUCCAUAGGCCCCACCGUCCUGGAAGUCUUUAACACCUUACUGAAACACCUGCGUCUCAGUGUUGACUUUGAAGCCAGUGAUUUACAGGGGAGCUCUGCCUGCAGUACCGCAUUAAGCACAAGUUCCAAAGACAGUGAUGAGAAGAUCGUGCAGAACGCUAUCAUUCAAACAAUAGGAUUUUUUGGAAGUAACCUGCCAGAUUAUCAGAGGUCAGAAAUCAUGAUGUUCAUUAUGGGAAAAGUGCCCGUUUUUGGAACAACUACCCAUAAUUUGGAUAUCAGUCAACUAGGGGAUUUGGGAACAAGGCGAAUUCAGAUAAUGUUGCUGAGAUCUUUACUUAUGGUAACCUCUGGAUACAAAGCCAAGACUAUGGUUACGGCACUGCCUGGGUCCUUUCUGGAUCCUUUGUUAUCGCCAUCUCUCAUGGAAGACUAUGAACUAAGGCAGUUAGUCUUGGAAGUCAUGCACAAUCUUAUGGAUCGCCAUGAUAAUAGGGCAAAGCUUCGAGGGAUCAGAAUAAUACCAGAUGUAGCUGACCUAAAGAUAAAAAGAGAAAAAAUUUGUAGACAAGAUGCAAGUUUUAUGAAAAAGAAUGGGCAGCAACUAUACCGGCACAUAUAUUUGGGCUGUAAAGAGGAAGACAAUGUUCAGAAAAACUACGAGCUACUUUAUACUUCUCUUGCUCUUAUAACUAUUGAACUGGCCAAUGAAGAAGUGGUUAUUGAUCUCAUUCGAUUAGUGAUUGCUUUACAGGACAGUGUGAUUAUCAACGAGGAUAAUUUGCCAAUGUUCCAGCGCUGCGGAAUCAUGGCGCUGGUUGCAGCAUACCUCAACUUCGUCAGUCAGAUGAUAGCUGUCCCUGCAUUUUGCCAGCAUGUUAGCAAGGUUAUUGAAAUUCGAACUAUGGAAGCCCCUUAUUUUCUGCCAGAGCAUAUUUUCAGAGAUAAGUACACGCUUCCAAAGUCUUUAGAGAAGCAUGACAAAAAUUUGUAUUUUCUGACCAAUAAGAUUGCCGAGUCACUAGGUGGAAGUGGAUACAGUGUUGAGAGAUUGUCCGUGCCAUAUGUACCACAAGUAAAAGAUGAAGAUCGACUUUCUAGAAGAAAAAGUAUUGUGGACACUGUAUCCAUUCAGGUGGAUAUCUUACCCAACAGCGUCCCUUCUGAUGAUGUGGUUAGUAACACUGAAGAAAUCACCUUUGAAGCAUUGAAGAAAGCAAUUGAUACCAAUGGAAUAGAAGAACAGGAAAAGGAAAAGAGACGUCUUGUAAUCGAGAAAUUCCAGAAAGCACCUUUUGAAGAAAUAGCAGCACAGUGUGAAUCCAAAGCAAAUUUGCUCCAUGAUAGGCUUGCUCAAAUAUUGGAACUCACCAUACGCCCUCCUCCAAGUCCAUCAGGAACACUGACCAUUACUUCUGGACAUGCCCAAUACCAGUCUGUCCCAGUUUAUGAGAUGAAGUUUCCAGAUCUGUGUGUGUACUGAGUGGCUUGAGAAGACCAUAGUAUUUUAAAGCCUAAAAGUUAAGGCCAAGCUGAGUUUUCAGGGUUUGUUUAAUGCAUAUGAACAGACUUCUUGAAAAUAAUGAUGGAACUUAUCUAACCAAAUGCUUGGCAUACCAUAUUAGAAAUUGUGAAACUAUGUAUUAUUUAGAGUGCUUCUGAAGAAUACAUUUAUGCCGUGUUAAUUUCUUUUGAGGUACCAGUUGGUUUUUAAAGUUGAACAUAUAUUGGUCUUACAGUAUUCCAUCGUUAAACAGUAUAUUUUAAACUUUUCACAAACGUAAUUUUUUAAAAAAACAUAAGCCUUCAGAAGAUUAAAAAAUAUAUGAAGUGACUACUGUGUUUCUUAAAUGUCUACACAACUGCUUAGACGUAGAAUUGCUUUUUUGGUCAUCUGCAAAAGCAAGUGCGUACAAGUAUCCUCCAAAUCCUGGGACUGCAGAACUCGUGGCUUCUGUCCCCAGGCGUUAGACAAGUUGUGAUUAGCCUCCCUCUGUGUAUUUACUGCAGUAAUACGUGAUAGGCAUCCCUAAACUUGUUUCUGGUAAUAAGACAUCUAUUGAAUUAGUAUUCCUUGAAUAUGACUCUAAAAAUCACUGUACGUUAAAUCAUCUAGUUCUUCUAAUACUGUGUUUCCUGCCGAGCAUUUGACUAUUCUACUUGAGAGGCUUAGAGCUUACUCUUGGAGUACCGAACUGUGCAAUAUUUUUUACAUCAUAAGAUGUAUUAGUUUACAGGCUAUGCUUUGAAAUUAUAGUCGUAUUUUGCUGUGGCUCCAUUAGGUAAAUGAGAUAUAUAUUUAGUAUAGAAAAGAAAAAGACAUUUUAAAACAGCUACUUGUUCACCUGUGAAGAGUCUGCACAUUUCUAUUUUUACUAAGAGCACAUUAAUUUACAUUUUAACAGCUGGCAUUGUUUUAAAUCCUUAUAAUCAAAAACUUCCCCAAAUGGACCUGUAGUUUGUAAGAUUUGACAGUAACCUGUAUGCAUCUCUGUUUAGGAUUCAUUAUGUCACAUUUGAAAAGAGUGCCUAUGGUUUUAGCAGUCAAGUUUGCCUAAGGAUGGUCAAUUAAACUGCAGCCGAUUUAAGCUACAGAUUAUGUAUAGAUUUUAAACCUGCACUGACAGACCUAUAGUGUUUUCUUAAAAGUAUGUGAAUUUCAUGGCACAGUAAAAAUUAACUUCCUUUGCAACUUAUAAAAUCUCUUAAGACAUUUUUAUAAAGACAACCUGUUUAUAAUCCUACCUUUUCAAAUUAGAUUUCUCUUUUCAUAAAACAAUAAUAAACAUAACACAUGAUAGCUAAAAAACCAGUUCAUUUUUGGCUUUUGUUUUUGUUUGGAAAAUCGCAUUAAAGAAUAGGAUGUUAACAGCUCUGUUUAUGAUUAUGUGGUAUGUUUAGUAGAAACAAAAACAUAGGAAAGUGAUAAUAGAACAGGCGUGCUCAAAAGAAGUUUUGAAUACUUAAACCAGAGUACCCUGUUCUCUGGAAACAUCUUGAAAGAGAGUCUAGUCACUUAAUUCUGUGAAAUGACAGUGACACAUCCUGGACUGUUGGUUAAAUGUAGAUAAACACCAUCUUGUGUUCAGAGUGACAGUGCCGUCCCCACUUGGGGGUUGGCAGCAUAGAGCAGCGGUCACCUGACUUCACCCCCGAUCGGGUAAAAUGUUUCACCACUUAAUAGACCAAGUUUUAUUUUUAUUUUUUUUUUUACUUUCUCUUUUUUUCUUCCGUUUUUAAAGAAGGAUAUUAAUUUUCAACUGUUAAUUUGAAAAAAAAUAUAUACAGGGGGACAUGCAAAACCAAUCAUCAUCCACUUGGAUGUCGUUUUAUAGAUUAACACUGUGUGCUUUUGUAUGACAAAAAUAUAAAUAAUUUAAUAGCAUAAGAAAAGAAGAUAUAUAUUCGUUUGCACUCAUGUGAAACACAAACUUUCCUCUACAGAAUUUUCUUGUUUCUCUGAGAUUUAAAAACGCAUGUAUUGCAUGUAAAGGAAAGCCAUUGUAAUUAACUGUGUACCACACCUUUCUCUUGGUCUCUUUGUAAACUGGUGGUUUGAGUUGUGUGGGGGUCUUUUUGAUUUGUUUGCCUUCAAUCACAGUAGACUUCUAUAUAUCCUGGAUGACUGAACUGGUCUUGUUAACUGUGAUUCUUGAGAAAUGGAUCUUUCCUUUGCCUUCUCCCUUACAUGGAUGCAAGAGAUUCUGCAGGUAAGAGGUAUGCAUACUGUACUGUAGCCUGUUUGGAUUUUGAAAGUUGUGGAUUUGUUGAAGUUCACUGUAUUGCUUUCUUUCCAUAUCUAUUGAAAACUAAUAAACUGUCGAUCGUUCUCUCUUUUGCUG